AUGUAUCAAUUCUUUGGGCUCCCUGAUGGCCCAGUGGGUAAAGAAUCUGCCUGGGAUCCACCCAGGGAUCCCAAUGCAGGUUUGAUCCCUGGGUCCAGAAGAUCUCCUGGAGGAGGAAAUGACAAACUACUCCAGUAUUCUUGCCUGAAAAAUCCCAUGGACAGAGGAGCCUGGCAGGCUACAGUCCAAAGGGUUGCAAAGAGUCAGACACCUGAGCGGCUUAAGACACACACACAUACACACAAAUACAUGCACACACACACACCACUUUUUCACUUGAUGGUGAGAGGAAUAAAUACUAGGAUUUGA
This is a messenger RNA of Rangifer tarandus platyrhynchus (Svalbard reindeer), 309 nucleotides long. The record is from the annotation of a GenBank genome assembly. Lineage: Eukaryota; Metazoa; Chordata; Mammalia; Artiodactyla; Cervidae.